Messenger RNA from Pygocentrus nattereri (red-bellied piranha), 2897 nucleotides. RefSeq names its product iron-sulfur cluster assembly factor IBA57 (gene iba57). Gene Ontology annotation, cellular component: mitochondrial matrix. The coding region runs from base 52 to 1143 and encodes 363 amino acids. The transcript has 3 exons. The record is from RefSeq and is a predicted model, not a curated record. Gene Ontology annotation, molecular function: protein binding. Lineage: Eukaryota; Metazoa; Chordata; Actinopteri; Characiformes; Serrasalmidae.
AGAAGCGCGCAAUGUCAACUCAAACAGUGCUCUGAGAGCUUCUGCGUCGCCAUGAGAGCCGCUCUGGUGCUCCGGGUGGUCCGAGCGGGCCUGCUGUGCGGGCUGAGCCGGGCUGGAGCGACUCCGCGCUGGAUCAGCUCCUCCAGCGGUGAGCCGGAGAAACCCGGGCCGCCUCAGAGCGCUGCAGCCCGGCCACACGGAGCUCCAGCCCCGCUGUGGUGCUUCAGGCUGGCCUGCAGGGCUCUGCUCCAGCUCCACGGAGCAGACACGGCCGCCUUCCUCCAGGGCGUCAUCACCAACGACAUGGCGCUGCUGGAGGAGGACCUGCAGGCUCUGUACGCCCACAUGCUGAACGUCCAGGGCAGAACCCUCUACGACAUCAUCAUCUACAGGCUGAAGGAACCUUCGGAUGACCUGAGUGGGGUUCUCCUGGAGUGUGACAGCUCGGUUGUAGACUCCAUGACUCGACACCUGAAGGUGUAUAAGAUCCGUCGUAAAGUGACGGUGACCCCGCGGGACGAUCUCUCUCUGUGGGCUCUGCUGCCCCGGAACUCCGCUUGGGACCGCCUGCAGCCCCCGCUGACCACCGAGGAGGGGAGGGAGAAGCCCCUGGUGCUGGUGCAGGACCCCCGGACUGAGCUGAUGGGCUGGAGGAUGAUAACCAGCAGCACGCAGAACCCUGCAGAACUCCUCACCGACUGUGAACAGGCAGACACUGAGCAGUACCACCAACACCGCUACACCAUCGGUCUGCCGGAGGGGGUGGGAGAUCUUCCUGCGGGUGAAGCUCUGCCGCUGGAGUCCAACCUGGUCUUCAUGAACGGAAUCAGCUUCAGUAAAGGCUGCUACAUCGGUCAGGAGCUGACCGCCCGCACGCACCACACUGGCGUCGUCCGGAAGCGCCUGAUGCCCCUCAGCCUGUCCGUGCCAGCCGAGAGCCUGCAGCCUGGGGGCGCUCUGGAGACGGCGGGGGGGAAACCCGCGGGGAAGCUCAGGGCGGGGAUGGGUCAGCUGGGACUCGGACUCGUCCGCCUUGUUCACGCUAAUGAACCGCUGACCCUCAGAGCCUCAACACAGACCUCGGUGACUGUCCAUGCUGCGGAGCCUGAUUGGUGGACGAAGGACAGUAAAGUAAAUAAAUAAAUAGUCAGGAGCAGAUCAGUGACAGAAUAUCAGCAUCGCGAUUGUUAUUAUUUACUACGUACAAACCUCUGACAUCAUUGGCGUCACUCUGUGGUCAGUGGAAUGCCCGUAUUAGGAACUCCGGGUCCAAGCAGUUUAACUUCAUGGGAAAAAUUAGCGAUGCUUUUAUAAAACUUACUUCUGUGGUAAACAAAGGACGCAUCCUACCCUCCCACCCACCCACCCAGAGAGAUGGAGCUCUAUAAGCUGACGAGAUGUUCUUGGGCGUCUUGAUGCUCCACAUGAGCAGAGAUUGUUAAGCUCAUGUCUGAAGUUCCUCUAAAUGUAGAAAGCGUGAAACAGUCACACAUGGACAAUAUUUUGUCAAUGUUUGACUUUGAGCACUUCUGUUUAAUCUUUGUUUUCACAGUCAAACUAUCUGUGUUUUUCCUGUUUUGCUGCAAACCAAAAGUCCCACUUUUGACCGUUUCCCGCCAAACAUUGAGAAGAAAUUUCGGUGAACUCCUGCGUACGCUUUAUGAAGUUUAUAAAAUUACUUUUGCAGAGCUUUUUACUCUGGACACUCUUGUUUAUAGAGUUUUAUUAGCACUGAAAUGCACUUAAUACACGCGCCGAGCCUGAGAGGCCUGUGAGGUUCUCCGUUUCCUGAUAAUGUGGACCUCUGGAGGUCACGCACUCACUGCUCUCCUGCAUACAUUUUCUGCUUGAAUGUCACUGGAUUCUCUCAGUUAGGAGGUCAGUAAAGAGCUGCUGAUAAAGCUACACACAUGCUCUCGCCAGGCGAACACUGCUGCUGUGGUUGGUAUAGUGUCAAAUAUAGACACAUAGUGUCUUCUACACUUCUACACUGUAGACUGGGGUUCAAUCCCCACCUGGGUCAGCAUCCUGCACUAUACCAAUAGGAGUCCUUGGGCAAGACUCCUAACACCACUCCUAAGUCCCUUUAUCCCACUCCUAACUCAUAAGUCCUUCUGGAUCAGGCCGUCUGUCAAAUGCCAUAAAUGUAAAAUGUAAAUGCUGCUGAGCACAGAAACAACGUGACACUGUUAAACUCCAGCUUCAACACCAGCUACUUCAGCCUGAACCUGCCAAACGCCUCUGAACUACCACACUGGACAGAGCUUGUGGGCUAUUAGGUGAGGUAUUUCAGCUACUUUAUCACCUCAAACAGCAAACGAUCCAUUGAUAUUCAGGAAAAAAUAUACACAGGAGAAAACGCACCAGAAACACCACUCCAAGAAAACCACCGUGGACCUGGAGCUCCUUAUAUGGGCAUGAAACGCGGCUUCAGACUGACCACACGACUUCGGAAGGUCCUUACUGGAAUACACUAAAAAUGCACUGAAGGAUCAGUACAGUGAGGUGGCUCAGGAUCAGCGCUUUAACCAAAACGAUUCCCGUUUAUUUGAUUUCUUCAAUAUGUUGAUUCACCAGAAUACCCACAGAGUCUCAUCUGGGGGCUGUAAUCGGUCAGGAUGAUCACACAGUAAACAUCACUGCGAUUGGUCAGAGGCUCAUUUGCAUAUCACGAUUACAGAGCACAGCGCACAGUCCCGCUUUAAUAACCCAGAUCAUUAUAAACCAAGAAGAUCUGCCGUUCAUCAGUGCUGCUCCAGCCUGGCACUGCUGAAUAACCAGACGCUCACAAAGAACUGAAUGGGUCAGUUUUAGAGUUGUAUACAGAUUUCUUCUAUUUAUAUAAAUGAAAUGUUUGGAUAUAAGUUAUGUUUAAAUAAAUAAGUGUGAAUAAAUAA